Molecule: messenger RNA, 739 nt
Organism: Microbotryum saponariae
Lineage: Eukaryota; Fungi; Basidiomycota; Microbotryomycetes; Microbotryales; Microbotryaceae
Source: the annotation of a GenBank genome assembly
AUGGCCAAGUAAGCUUCCUAUACGCCCGACAUGUUGUGCACAGUUGGACUCUCCCUCCAAGCAACUGACAUCCUUCCUGGCCCCCUAUCUUGCCCCACUCACCUCGUUCCGCCCCCUCCGUUCCGUUCCGUUCCCUCAGAUCCCCCAGUCCCCGUCGCGUAGCGAUAGCUCUCAUAAUCCAUCGUCCCAAAGCUCAAGAUAGGCCUCAUUUCCUCAUCGUCUCAUCGCGCAAACACGCCGAUCGUUGGGUCCUCCCCAAAGGCGGCAUCGAGAGCAGUGGUGGCUCGUCCGAAAGUGGGGUCGAGAGUGCGGAGGAGGCGGCGAGGAGGGAGGCUUGGGAGGAAGGUACUAGGCCUUUUCACAGCGUCUGCAUGGCUGUCGAGGUACUUUGCUGACGCUUUUUGGUUUCGUUUUCCGACCCGAAUCAGCGGGCUUGAUUCAGAACUCUUCCAUACACCUUUCCCAUCUCGUCGUGCUCCCCGAUCAAAAACCUCACAAAGCGUCACCGUCUCAAGACCCUUCCGAGAGCGGCUUUAUCCCCUCGACAACGUACUCGUUCGAACUCUUCUCCGUCACGAGUAUGGAUUCGACUGUUCUGGCAGAGGAAUGGCCGGAGAAGCAAGAGAGGAAAAGACGAUGGGUUCAAGGGUGGUCGGAGUUGAAGGAGGUGUUGUGUUGGGGAAGACGGGACGAUGUGAUGCGAGAAGCUUUGGGAUUGGCAAAGGCCAAGUUGGGAUGA